AUGGCGUCCAGCCGACUACUGCCCUGCCUGGUGCUGCUGGCGCUGUUGGGUUCGCUCAGCUUUUGCAGCCCAGCGGCACCCGCGGCGCGAGCUCGCAGCUUCGGCCUCACUGGGCCGCGGCUCGAGCACACGCCACGGCCGCUGCCGCCGGUGAGAGCUGGGGCCGAGGCUGAAAAGCCAGAAGAAGGCUCGAUCGGGGGUGCCCUGCUGUCCCUGCUAGGAGGAGUCGCAUUUUGGGCCGUGCUUUAUUGGAUUUUCUUCAAGGCCACUGACCACUUGACCAACAUCGUGCAGGGCUCGCCGAGGCUCGAGGUUUUAAGCUUCGCCAUCCUAGGUUUCUUGCCCUUGGUCCUGGUGCAGACGCUCGGCUUGCACGGAUGGUAG
Effrenium voratum is the source of this 384-nucleotide messenger RNA. NCBI's taxonomy places the organism in Eukaryota, Dinophyceae, Suessiales, Symbiodiniaceae. The record is from the annotation of a GenBank genome assembly.